Molecule: messenger RNA, 340 nt
Organism: Teleopsis dalmanni
Lineage: Eukaryota; Metazoa; Arthropoda; Insecta; Diptera; Diopsidae
Exons: 1
Coding region: 71-244 (57 amino acids)
Source: RefSeq, a predicted model, not a curated record
UAUAAAUUCAAAUAAAAUAAUACAACAUUGCAUCCUUUGUUAAUAAAUUUUAACUAAUUUUUUUCAAUAAAUGGAGAAAGCAAAUCAGCAUUUAAAACGCAACUUUAGUGAGUAUCUCGAAAGUUAUAUGUAUCUGAUGAACAAGAUGCUGAUAAAAAUUGAAAAUACUCUACUGCGCAGCCAUCGUCAACGUGAAACUACUGGUAUCAAGAAACUUUAUAACUCUUUUUUCGUGCUUUUCUAACUUAACCGAAGGACCAACACUUUUACUUAUAUUUAAAAUCUAAUUAAAAACUAUUUAAAACAAAUUUUAUAUGAAUUUAAGUUAGAUAUAUAUACA